Molecule: messenger RNA, 4449 nt
Organism: Chara braunii
Lineage: Eukaryota; Viridiplantae; Streptophyta; Charophyceae; Charales; Characeae
Source: the annotation of a GenBank genome assembly
AUUUACACCAGGGGAGCGCCAGACCCUUCUGCUCUAGGAACGUGCGGUCUAUCAACUAGGCGAAAUGGCAACGGAGGAUGAGACGGAUAACCAUAAGAGCGAAGGAGGACCAGGCUUAGGAGGCAGUGCCGUAAAAAGCGAAGAGAGGCAGAAAGACAGAGAAUCGAUAAAUCCGGAUGGAACCAAAGGGAACCGGAAGGAAAUCUCCUCAGGAGAAAGCUUGGGGAAAGCCGGGGGAAGCAGGCAAGGGACUCAGGAAACCAAGGAGGGCAGAAAUAAGGAUAGGACAAGCCCCAGGAAUUCAGAGGGAGCUGUGUCAAAGAAAGUGAGGGUCACGGAUGCGAGGCGCAAACUAGCAGAGAUAGAAAAAAAGACCGCGGAGUACAAGACAAGAUUGAUCGAGGAAAUGAUGAUUGGGAACGAAGAGGACCCUCUGCAGGAAGAACCGCGGGACGAACGGAGGACCGGCCGAGGAGAAAUUGGGCAAGGGGAUAAGGGUAGUGACAGUGGGGGAACACCGAGCAAAAAAAGGAAAGAGAGAGAGAACUCUCCGGGGAUAGAAGCGGAGAAAGCUACGAACCCAUCAGCCAUAGAUAGUAGGGCUAGCCGCUUGCCGACCACGCCAGUGGUAACGCGAGGGUGUGAAGGGCUCUGGAGCCUCAGGGAAAGGGUGUUGGGAUGGUUCGACCCGAAAGGAACUGCAAAGACUAGGGAGGGACAGAAGGCCAGCAAGGAAGGACAAGAUACCAGUACAGCGGGAGAGGCCAGUAGCUACGAAGGCGGCCUUAGGAAGAUAGUAUCAUCCCUCGCGCGAGCAUUAAACAAAAAUCAGGGCUACCUAGCGGACGCUAAGAAAAAGUUGACGUUCGACUGGGCGAACAUCACGGAGUUCCUAAUCGAUUAUGAGAACCUAGCUGUGUUGCUGAAAUGGAUUGAAGAAAAAAAGAUGGACCACCUAGGACAGCAUGUGUCGUUGAGCCUAGGGCGGGACAAAAUGGCCAUUGUGGCCGCGAGCCGAUCUUGGAAGGAGACCCGGGAUGUGAUGAAGAGGAAAUACUUGGCAGCGGAGAAGAUGGCUAUGGAGGUCGACUUAGCGGCAGUUCAGAGGAAGAACUUCGCAACGUACAUUGACUUCCUACGGGAGUUUACUCUGGUAGCACUAAGGAUCCCCAGGGAUCUGGAGAAAGCCUUUGCGGACAUCCGCUUGAGCUUACCAGACCGAGAAGGUGGCGAGGUCAUGAGGGCACCUCUCGCGACAAAGCUCAGCUGCCAUACGCUACCUGUAGGGAAGUUGAAAAUCCAGAUCGGGACUCAUCAUACCGACACAUUAGUAGACGAGGGAGUGGAAAGGAGGGAUUUCGCAAUGAUCACGGGUUGUAUGGUAAAUAAGAAAGUAACAGGGAGCAUCCGGGGAGCCAGUGGGGAAAUUUCGUUCGUUGGGUAUGUCACGAAAUGCGCAGUUAAGGCGGGAAUCAGGGAGUCAAUCUGGUCGUUUCAGCGGAUGACCGUAAUGGAGAAAAUGGAUCACGACAUUAUCCUCGGGAGGCCAUGGUGCGCAAACGUAGAAAUGAUAGGCAUGCACUUGCACGAUGGCACGUAUAUGGUAGACAUAGAGGACCCGGUGACCGGCCGGGGUGAGCUCCUCCGACUCCUCGGGACGGGAGGAAACCCUCCGAAGGGGAAGUUGGCAACGUGGUCGCCGUCGUUCGAAGAUAACCCACGAAAAGGGGCUUUCGCGCGGAUGGAGAGCAUGAGAGAAAGGGUAGAAAUUAUGAUUGAGGAGGCAUUCAACAAGAAGGAAUGGAUCAAGAUGGGCCUGCCCCAGAAGAAGAGGAGGCAGGAGGACGAAGUCUUAGGUGUUAUGGUAGCAGAAAAGGAGUCGAAAGUUGAACUCGGUGACAACCUGUCUAAACGGAAAGAAGUACGCAUGGACGUGUCAGAAGCCGCACUCGAUAUCCCCGAUUUGUUACAGCUCAUCAAGGCCCUCACAUACAACAAGGAAGAGGCCAUGGAGAAGGAGGAGGAAGUUCUUCGAGUAAUCCAAGAGAGAAGAGCGACCGAAGGGCAUCGGAUACCGGAUGAGGUAGCUAACACAAUGAAGAUAGGGAUAAAUGGAUUCUUAACGGAAGAAGAAACCCGCCUGAUAAAAAAGACCUGUCAGGAGUUUCAUCUGGCAUUUGCCUUUAGUGAUCACCAAAAGGGGCGACUGGACGCGAAGCUGAUCCCUCCAGUCAGAAUCCACACGGUAGAGCAUGAGUGUUGGAAUGACAAGGGUCCGUCCUAUGAAUUUGGGAUAGUCGGGGAAGUGACAGACCUUCUUCGAGCGAAGAUGGACUCCUUCGUCGCAGAACCUAUGGCGUCACCAUACGCGAACUGGUGGUUCGUCUUUCGGAAGCCCAACAAAGCGUUAAGGUGGAUUCAGGAUCUGCAGAAGUUGAAUGCGGUAACCAUCCGGGAUGCUGGUUCGCUGCCUCAGACCGAUUUAUUAGCAGAAUCGCAUGCCGGCCGGAGCAUCUACUCCCUGAUAGAUAUGUACUCAGGGUACGACCAGCUUCCAUUGGAUGUUCGGGACAGGCCUUACACCGCUAUGCACACCCCCAUAGGCCAGUUGCAGAUGCAAGUGACCCCUAUGGGCUUCACAAACGCGGUAGCCGAAGCGCGACGGAGAAUGUACGUCGUAGUCGGGGAUAUGUUCCCAGAUAAGUGCGAUCCCUACAUCAAUGACAAUCCGAUCAAAGGCGCGCAGGAGAAGGACGAGACGAAAGUCCAGCCAGGAAUCCGAAGGUUUGUAUGGGACGAUCUACAAGACAUCAAAGACUUACUCCGCCGGUUCCUAGUAUACAACAUCACGGCUAGCGGACCAAAGAGUAUUCUAGCAGUACCGGAAGUAACUACAGUAGGAUUUCGCUACGGUGCUUACGGUAGGAAGCCAGAUCUGGCAAAGACAGACAAGAUAUCACAGUGGCCAACACCCCUGCGCAUGACGACGGAGGUAAGAGCAUUCCUAGGCGUGGUCAACUUUUGGAGAAUUUUCAUUAAAUUUUUUGCCAAUAUUGCUGAGUCUAUCCGGGCUAUGAUAAGAGAAGAAGGGACCAUGGAUUGGACGGAGGAGCGAGAAGGAGCCGUCCAAACCCUCAAGGACAUACUGACAUCAGAGAAGGUCGCCUUGUCGGCACCCUGCUUUAAUGAUGAAGUAGGACAACCAUUCAUCCUAGAAACGGAUAUAGGACCCUUGGCCGUAGGAGGCGAACUGAUUCAAAGGGAUGAGGAAGGAAAAAAGAGGUCAAUUUGGUUCGAAAGUAGAACCCUGAACUCCGCAGAGCGGUGGUACUCACGGUUCAAAAAGGAGGUCUUAGCCAUCUUACAUUGCCUCAAGACCUUCCAGGCCUACCUAUUUAGGAGGCAGUUCAUCUUAAGGAUCGAUCCGACGAAUGUCGCAGAGGCCUUAAAGAAUUACAGGCCUAUAGAUCCGACGGUGGGGAGAUGGGUAGGAUUUAUCAGGCAGUUCGAUUACAAGUUCGAACGGAUUGCUGAAAUCAGAAACAAGGCAGAUGGGCUAAGUCGGGUCUGCAUCACUCCCGAAGGGGUGAAAGAUGCGGAGCCCAUAGACGUGUUCCUUGAAUACGAAGGAGGAACUCUUGCGGUGGAAAACGAAAUGAUGGGCGAAGGAUGCACGUCGGGAGAACUGUUGAUCCGGACUUUGGAGAAGGGGGCACCUGCCGUAGUAGCAGAACUUAGAGAAGGACCGGUCACCACUCGAGGUCGCAAAGAGGAGAAAGAUUUGUGGGGAGAGAUAGUAGGACCCAAGGAGGAGCUAAUAGCAAUGGCGGUUGAGGGAGGCCGGGACGCCGUGAUGAGCUUAGUAGAAUCUUGGGAAAAGAAAGAGUUGCGAUGGAUGGCAGUCACUCUCAAGAAAAAGACCGGGAAAAGUGUAGCAGACUGGAUAGAAGACUUCUGCAUAAGGCAUCCCUUCAUCAGGAGGUUUAUAGCGGAUAAUGGAAUAGAGUUUGUGAACCAAGAAGUAUUGGGAAUGCUUAAGAGGCUCUAUGUACCGAUCAAACUCAUCGAGCCGUAUUACUCGGAUGCCAAUGCACCUGUGGAAAGAGGGCACCGAACCUUAAAGAACACAAUUGCGAAGCUCGCAGCGGACCAUCUGGGAAGCUGGCCCAAGUAUCUCAAGCAAGCUGUCUUCUCAGAGAACAUGACACCUAAGAGAACAACGGGAUGUAUCCCAACAGAACUUUGGUACAGAAGAGAGAUCGACUUUCCCGUUGAAGCCUUGAUACCUACCUGGAACAGGUUAGAUGAUGAUCAGCGGAUGACCACGGAAGAGUUAAUCGAGGCAAGGUGUCAACAGGUCCUUAAGAACGAAGAGGGAAAGACAUCGCCAACCGGGUACUAGACGGCGGAAUGAGGGACAAAGCAAGGUGAGACCAUGUUAAGAAUGUC